Messenger RNA from Xyrauchen texanus (razorback sucker), 3283 nucleotides. It is a transcript of the gene blzf1, whose product is annotated as basic leucine zipper nuclear factor 1. The transcript is spliced from 7 exons. The record is from RefSeq and is a predicted model, not a curated record. Gene Ontology annotation, cellular component: Golgi membrane. Gene Ontology annotation, biological process: Golgi to plasma membrane protein transport; Golgi organization. Lineage: Eukaryota; Metazoa; Chordata; Actinopteri; Cypriniformes; Catostomidae. Bases 117 to 1310 code for a protein of 397 amino acids.
GUUUCCGUUUUCAACAUGGACACAGCUCGAGUGAGGCGGUGAGGAUAUAAAGGAAGUGUGUAGACUGGGAGAGAUUCAAAGGCAGACUGCUUGUAACAUAACAAUCCUCUGCAGUCAUGUCUGUUGAUGCCGCCAUGAAAGGUUUAGCCGUUGUGGCAGUCCGCGGCCCCGGCGAUGGCAUGGAGACGGACAAACCGGUGAUGGCCCCUGAGAUCUCUGCAGAGUCCCCGCUCUUGAAGAUCGCCACUCCAAAGCUCAGUCCUAGGGCUGCUGUCACAUCACAGCAGUCACCGGGGGUUUUACACCUGGGGAAGGUGAGCAGAGAUGCAUGCAUAGAGGUGGAGGCUGUGAGGAUCAUGGUUCCCCGGUCCGCUAUCACCCGCAGCGCACGUACAGGGCUCCACACUGAGGGUAAGGGUGAUGAGAAAGGGUCACCUCAGCAUGGGGAUGAGCGCCCACCUUCACCCUCUCCUGAACCCCUGGAUUACAGGAAUGUGCUGGAGAAAUUGCAGAACUCGGAACGGCGUCUGCUGCAAGAUAAAGAGGGACUCUCAAACCAGCUGCGCGUGCAGACAGAGGUCAACAGAGAGCUGAAGAAGCUGCUGGUGGCAUCAGUUGGUGAUGAUCUCCAGUAUCACUUUGAGCGACUCGCACGAGAAAAAAACCAGCUGAUCCUGGAAAACGAGGCUCUAGGACGAAACCUUGCGCACACCGCCGAGCAGCUGGAGCGCAUGAGCAUUCAGUGUGAUGUCUGGAGGAGCAAAUUCCUCGCCAGCAGGGUGAUGGCAGAGGAACUGACCAAUGCUAGAGCAGCUCUACAUCGUCAGACCAGAGACGCUCAAUGUGCCAUUCAAGAUCUACUGAGAGAGAGAGAUGAGUUCUCCAGAGAUAUGAUGCACACACACAGGUCUCUGGAGCAGCUUCUGGUCUCGUUGCAGUGGGGCCGACAGCAGACGUAUUAUCCCAGUGCACAGCCGCUUAGCACUGGAGAACUCGCGGCAGCCAAUCACAAACUCGCUGAUGCCAUCAACUCCCAUCUUUUGGGCAAUGUGAGCGGCACUAGUGUAAAGAAAACACAGAAUUCAGAACUCUGCAACACACCAGCUGAGAAGAUGGCAGAGAAGGUCCUCAGGAGUCUGGACCCUAUAUCCUGCUCUGAAAAGGAAGGUGACGCAUCCACAUCUGACCCGGUACCUUCUCCGUUCUUGCCCAAUAAGAAAAGCAUUGGCCGAUUUCACCCGUACACCCGCUAUGAGAACAUCACCUUCAACUGCUGUGAACGCUGUAAUGGAGAACUCAUUGUGCUAUAGAUCAGAUGUACUGCGGGUCAAAUUAUAUUAUAAAUGGUCAGAACAACUCAUAGAUCAACAUUAUAUUCUGUUUGACUGACACUCAAAGUUCAUAUUUUUACUUUUACAUUCAGUCUGAGAAUUUCUAAACUAAAGCAUUUGUUUGUUUUAUAGUUACUGAUCAAAGGUAUGAUGGAAAAUGGAUUUUACAAUAUGCUCCAUAAUAUUAGAGUACUGAAACCAUUAUCAUUCAGUAUUAUUUGUUGCAUUCUGAGUACUAUCUGCUAAUUAUCUUUUCAUUAGAUCAAAUCUUAUGAACCACAUGAUGUCUUAGUUUUAUGACCUAUUUUCACCAUAAUACCAAAGAAAACACCCAGUAACACCUCAUUCACACACCCGGUGCACCUGUGGAGCUUUGAAUGACAAGAGAUAAUGUUUUAUAAGUUACUGUCUCUUCAACUCAUUUGAUCCAUUUACAUGAAUAAUUUGCUCACCCUCAUGGCAUCCCAGAUGUUUACAACUUUCUUUCCUCUGUAGAACACAAAUUAAGAUAUUUAGAAGAAUAUUUCAGCUCUGCUAAUCCAUACAAUGCAAGUGAAUGGUGGCCAGAAAUUUGAAGGUCUAAGAUUCACAUAAAGGCAGCAUAAAAGUAAUCCAUAUGUCUCUAGUGGUUAAGUCCUUGUCUUCUGAAGUGUUAUAAUAGGUGAGCGUGAGAAACAAAUAAAUAUUUAAGUCAUUUUUAACUGUAAUUCUCCUCCCUGCCCAGUAGGUUGUGAUAUGCAUGAAUAUAGUUGCUUCUGAAGACAUGGAUUUAACCACUGGAGUCGUAUGGAUUACUUUUAUGUUGCCUUUAUGUACUUUCUGGAGCUUCAAAGUUUUGGACACGUCCACUUGCAUUGUAUGGAUCAACAGAGCUGAAACAUUCUUCUAAAAAUCUUAAUUUGUCUUCUGCAGAAGAAAGUUGUAAACAUCCGGGAUGCCAUGAGGGUGAGUAAAUGAGAAUGACAAGUGUUAUAAAUGGAUGGCAACUCUUUUUAUUAAUGACACUGAAAAAAAUAUUUGAGAAUUUUAGAUCAGAGCAAUUUAGCUGGAAAGAUUUAGUUACCCCAAAAUUAAAUUUCUGUCAUUUUCUCACCCUAAUUUAGUUCCAAACCAGACUUCCUUUUUUUUCAUGAAACACUAAAGGAGAUGUUUAGCAGAAUGUUCAAGUUGCUCUUUGCAAUACAAUGAAAGCAGACCAUGUCUAGAGAUUGCCAAGCUCAUAAAAGGACAUAAUUUAAGUAUCAUUAAAGUAGUCCAUAUGAUUUGUCUGUGGGGUUGACCUAAAUUUGAGUCAUUAAACACUGAAAGCCUUACUCUUGUUUGGAAAAAAGCAGCGUGAACAUUCUGCUGAACAUUUCCUUUUGUGUUCCACAGUAGCAAUUACAGUCAUACGAGUUUAAAACGACAUGAAUUGUAAGUGCUGUUGAAUUACCUUGUGACUGCUGAUUCAGUCUUGUAGAAUUUAAAGCAUGUAGAUUUAAUAUUGGAAAGAUGCGGAGACUGUUUAUCUUCAUAUAUCUGUUAUGCUUAUUGCUUUUGUUUUGUACAAAUUUGACUUAUGAGCUUGUUUAUCUGACUAUGCCAUAGGAAGUAUUUAUUUUGUAUUGUUUGGAAGCAUUGUUUCGGGUUAAUUAUUCUCACUCAUUGAGUGAACAUGGAUGAUGCAGUGAAUUCAAUUGCACAGUGUUGUGGAUGUGUGUAUGUUCGCAGUUGCCCUGUAGUUGCAGUUUAACAUGUUUGAUACUUCAAGCAUCUCAUCAGCUGAACUUUUUCUUUCUGUAUUUUAUGAGGCAAUAAUUUUGUUUUUGUUUUUUUUUUCUGCAAAUUAAAGUGUAAAAUCUUUUUUUAAAGCAUUAGUAAUAUUUUCUCUAAAAUAUUCUUUUCAAAUGACCAAAAUAAAUUUUCCAGAGUCAAACGGAUUUGUUUUUCAUGUAUUUUCCCUCUCAUACUAA